AUGGGUGUUUUUUUAGGAGGAGCUUUUAAAAUACCUUUAUAUGAUAAAUCUUAUGAACCCUAGAUUUUAAAUAAGAUUGGUUUACCUUAUUUAACUAAUGGCUUUCUUUAUUUUAAAAUGUUUUUACCUGAGCAUUUCCCACCUUAUUAUUGCAUAGAUCCAUAUGCUGAACAUUAUAUAGUUCCUUAACUUCAUUUAAAAGAAUAAUAAAAGCUUUAGGAAUUAGUAAAUAUGAGAAAAAUAUAAAAAGAAUAACAUUCGAAACAUGAAGGAAAUACAGAUAAUGAUUAAAAAAAAGCUGAAGAAGGUAUUUUAGGUUAUAAUUAUGAUUAUAAUAAAGUUGAUAUAGAUACUAUGAUUCAAAGGGUUACAAAAGAGUUAAAUAAGUUUUAUGUGGAUUAGCUUUUGGAUAAUAAUAAUGCUGUUUUGGAUAAAAAUAAUUAAAAGAAAAGUAUUUAUAAGGGAACUGGAAAAAAUUUCUGGGAUAUGACUAUUGAUGAGAAAAUUAGAGACUUAAAAAGAUAAGAUAGAAUUACUAAGUAAUAUAAAAAGAUUAAACAAAAAAUAAUAAAAAAAUAGGAUAAUAUUAAAAAUUUAUGA
Ichthyophthirius multifiliis is the source of this 600-nucleotide messenger RNA. RefSeq lists its product as hypothetical. NCBI's taxonomy places the organism in Eukaryota, Ciliophora, Oligohymenophorea, Hymenostomatida. The transcript has a single exon. The record is from RefSeq and is a predicted model, not a curated record.